AUGAGGAAUAUGCGUUGGAAUCACAGGUUUCAAGAACUUGAACGAGGGAAAAAAUCAAGGAUAAUCCGACCAACAAGGACCUUAGCACAUUCUGCAUAUUUCUUCAUUUCAUUUAUGUUCAAUGAAAAUUUGCUUCUUGGAAAUUCCUUUAUGUUUCCUAUUGGCUUGUCAUUUGGCAAAUGUUUGAAACUCACCCUAUUUUCAAUUAGGUUACUCGCAAUUAGGUUACUCAGCAAACUCAAACAACAGUACGAAGACAGCGAUGCAAUGGGCAUGUUUCUAACACCCAACCAGAGAAUUUGGGUGAACACUGUUUGUCGCACAUAUAUGAAGAAGCCACGGAAAACACCCAAAAGACCCAAGGCGGAAUGGAGGGGAAAGAUAUACGACUUGAUUCAGAGUCGGUCCUUCGAAUUCUUCAUCAUGGCGAUAAUUAUGUUGAAUAUUAUAACGAUGAUGGGGGAGCACCAUCACCAGUCAGAUGGAUUUACUAAAGGACUGGACUACCUCAAUUAUAUCUUCACAAUCUUGUUCAUUAUCGAAGCGAUACUGCGUUUGUUGGCAUUGAAAUUUGAGUACUUCAAGUCUGGAUGGAAUCUCUUCGAUUUUACUAUUGUCAUAUUUUCUAUCACAGAAAUCGUUCUUGCCUCGUAUGAAAUUACCAUGCCAUUUUCUCCUGGAUUGCUUCGGGUUGUGCGCGUCUUUCGCUUAGCACGACUGUUACGAUUCUUCGAGAGUGCCAAAGGUAUCCGCAGUCUUCUUUUUGCCUUGGUGAAAUCGCUGCCUGGAUUGGCAAACAUUGGCUGCCUGCUCUUUCUCUUCAUGUUCAUCUACGCCUGCAUCGGCAUGUCAUUGUGGGGUAACAUUAAGCACACGGGAUACCUUGAUGACGUUGUGAAUUUCCAUACAUUCUUCUCCAGUCUCCUUCUGUUAUUCCGCAUCGCGACUGCCGCUGGCUGGAAUACAAUUCUUGAGCCGAUGAUGAUCACGCCCCCGGACUGCGAUCCAACGCCCAGAGCUGGACUACCAAAUGGUAACUGCGGUACACCAUGGCUAGCGGUUGUCUACUUUGUCAGUUAUAUCCUCCUAAUAUUCCUCGUGACUGUAAACAUGUACAUAGCAGUAAUCUUAGAGAACUUCAACGAAGCCCAACAACAAGACGAAAUUGGCUUGUGCGAGGAAGAUAUGGACGCGUAUAUCACAACAUGGGAGACCUACGACCCAGAAGCAACACAGUUCAUUCACUACCGCGAUGUUACCCACUUCUUGGACGCACUUGAUCCGCCCUUGCGAAUCCCAAAACCGAACGAAGAAGAAGCAGCAGCGUUGAAUGUCCCAGUGAGACAAGGAGAUAUGGUCCACUGUCUUGAUUUGAUGUUGGCGUUGGUUAAACGGGUUAUAGGCGAUAUGGAGGAAUUGACCGAGGAUGAUAAACGAAAUAUGUACGAGAAGUUUGAGGAUCGUUUCCAGUCCUCGUUCCCGCAACGACAACAGACGCCUAAACUUUACACGAUCCUUCAAAGAUACAAGCAAGAGACGGCCGCAGCGAUACGCCUCCAGAGAGCCUUCCGGGAUUGGCAGAAACGAGUACAAGCGAGGAAAGAAAAAGAGAAAUUCCACAAGUAUUCGAGCGAAGAAAAACCGGAAAAAGAUGACGUCUGGGAGGAAAAACAGAUAAAAAACGAGAGCAGACCAGCAUCGAGAAUCAGUAGACCACGCACGGCGUCUAGUCCGCGGAAGAGAGCCCCGCUGGCCGAACAAGAAACCGUAGACAGUCCUGUUCCAAUAAACAAGAAAAAUACUCAAACUAGCCCAAACGAGCAACCAAAUAGUAACGGAAUUAGGGAAACUGCUGCGGAGAACUUUAAAAACGACCCCUUUGCCGCCGAGGCCAUGAAUAUGAUGUGGUUUAGUCGAGGCGGGAAUGGACAAAAUCCCAAAUCGGAAUCUGCUGUCUAGUGACAGGAAAAAAUACAAGAGCACACUUUAAAAGUCAUUCGUUAGCCUUGAAGCACACGUGAUGUGACUUGUCAAAGCGCUCGUGACUACCCAGGGUGAGUCAAAGACUUCAAAUACCCCGGGGGGUGGGGACAAUUUUGAAGAGACAAAGGCUGGCUAUAAAGUUGGGAUGGAAGAGAAGACUUAUCUAAAACUUAUUAAUAGUCCAAGAAAUUUGACAUAACAAAAGACUAUAAUAUAGUUCAAUUGCUUAAAUAUCCUUAUAACAGGUGCCACAAGGCCUACAGACCAGCUUCGCACCCACCGGCCCUAAAAUUUUUCAGGGGCAAUAUUAACCACAGCAUGUAAGUCAAUAGAAAAGGAAUAUGUAUUUAAGCCGGUGCCUAUAUUUUUUAGAAUUUACCAAACAUAAACCGGCAGAUUUUCAAGAAAUUUAAAUUUAAUCUACUCUUCACAAGGAUAAUAAUAAUAAUAUUAAUAAUAUAUUAAGCCUAAUUAUCUUAAUCGUAUAGUUUUAAUCAAGCCAAUCUAUUAUUGCAAUGUUUAAAAUAACUGCCUAGAGUUAUGUUGUGGACCGUUGGGAGGCCACAAGAUGUUCAGUUAACCAGAACAUGUUUAUGCAUCUUAAAAAAAAA
Messenger RNA from Dendronephthya gigantea, 2594 nucleotides. Its product is annotated as sodium channel protein 1 brain-like. The record is from RefSeq and is a predicted model, not a curated record. Gene Ontology annotation, biological process: neuronal action potential; sodium ion transmembrane transport; membrane depolarization during action potential. The transcript has 4 exons. Gene Ontology annotation, cellular component: plasma membrane; voltage-gated sodium channel complex. Bases 1 to 1959 code for a protein of 652 amino acids. Lineage: Eukaryota; Metazoa; Cnidaria; Anthozoa; Malacalcyonacea; Nephtheidae. Gene Ontology annotation, molecular function: voltage-gated sodium channel activity; protein binding.